AUGCCCACCGCAAACGCCUCCGUCGCCGUCUCCGCCCCCGGCAAAGUCCUCCUGGCCGGCGGCUACCUCGUCCUGGACCGCGCCUACACGGGCCUCGUGCUGGGCCUGAGCGCGCGCAUCAACGUGGUCGCGGGCGAGAUCCUGGCGACUGCCGAGGGCGUCGAGCUCAGGGAGAUUGUCGUCGACAGCCCGCAGUUCCUGGACGCGCAGUGGCGGUACGGGUACCAUCUUGCGCCGGAGAAGGGGGGGAUCAAGGUUACUCAGCUGCAGGUCGGUCCCACCAUCUCGGCCAACCCUUUCGUCGAGACCACGCUGAGCUACGCCCUGACCUACAUCGACGCCCUCGUGUCGUCCACGCGCUCCCGCAAUGCCAUCAAAUCUUCACGUCUCAUCAUCCUUGCCGACAACGACUACUAUUCCCACUCUCACGCGUCCUCCUCCGGCCGCUUCGCCAAGUUCCCCGUCACCCUCCAGGGCGCCAACAAGACGGGCCUCGGCUCCUCAGCCGCACUCGUCACCUCCUUAACCGCCUCCUUGCUCACCCACUACCUGCCCUCCAGCGUCUUCGACCUCUCCUCCGCCAAGGGCAAGAGGACGCUUCACAACCUCGCCCAGGCCGCGCACUGCGCCGCCCAGGGCAAGGUCGGCUCGGGCUUCGAUGUCGCGGCCGCCGUGUACGGGUCCUGCACGUACCGCAGGUUCUCCCCCGGCAUCCUGAGCGCGCUGCCUGAGCCCGGCGCCCCCGGCUUCAGCGACAAGCUCCUCGCCGUCGUCGAUGGCGAUCAGUGGGACGUCGAGGUCCAAGACGACGGCGUCAGCCUGCCACCGGGCGUCGUCCUGCGCAUGUGCGACGUCGACUGCGGCAGCCAGACCGUCAGCAUGGUGAAGAAAGUCCUCUCCUGGCGCGCCCAGGACGAGCAGCACUCGACCGCCCUCUGGAACGACCUCCAGGCCAGGAACGACGCCCUGGCAGCCACCCUCAAGGCCGGCGACCUCGACCAGCUCCCCGACAAGCUGCGCCAGGUCCGCGAGCUGAUCCGCCAGAUGGGACGCGAGGCCGACGUCCCCAUCGAGCCGGACUCCCAGACCGAGCUCCUCGACGCCAUCAGCGCCCUCGACGGCGUCUACGGCGGCGUGGUGCCCGGCGCCGGCGGCUUCGACGCGCUGGCCCUGCUGAUGCGCGACGACGACGAGACGCUGGCCCGCGUGCAGGACUUCCUCGCCGCCUGGAGCCGCGAAAAGGACGCAAAAGUGAAGCUCUUGGGGGUCAAGGGGGAGAUGGAGGGGGUUCGCCAGGAGAGCUUGGACGUGUACGACGGGUGGCUGUAG
Trichoderma reesei QM6a is the source of this 1329-nucleotide messenger RNA. RefSeq lists its product as uncharacterized. Gene Ontology annotation, cellular component: peroxisome. Gene Ontology annotation, molecular function: phosphomevalonate kinase activity; ATP binding. The transcript is spliced from 2 exons. The coding region runs from base 1 to 1329 and encodes 442 amino acids. The record is from RefSeq and is a predicted model, not a curated record. Lineage: Eukaryota; Fungi; Ascomycota; Sordariomycetes; Hypocreales; Hypocreaceae. Gene Ontology annotation, biological process: ergosterol biosynthetic process; isopentenyl diphosphate biosynthetic process, mevalonate pathway.